AACUGAUGACUUGUACUUUGCAACUUCCUGACCAAAACAUCCAGCUGAAGCGGGGGGGGGAAAUCAAUGGAGCAUCUAGAUUGGCAAGUACUCACCAAGAACUCUUCAUACCCAAGUAGCUCCCAUAAGCAUUCCUAACAAGUGACUAUUAGAUUUAUUUAUUUGAUUUUUUUACCGCCCUUCACCAUAAGAUCUCGUGGCAGUUCACAAGAUAAUAAUACAUGGUAAAGCAAAAUAAAUAGUUCAAACAACAAAGCAAUAACAUACCCCUCCCACAAACACAUUUAAAAGACAGUAGAAGAUUAUUCAGACAGUGGCCUGGAUGAAAAGGAAUGUUUUUGCAUGAUGCCUAAAGAUAUUAUUAUUUUUAUUUGUUUGUUUAUUUAUUUAUUUAUUUAUUUAUUUAUACAUACCCCACCCAUCUGGCUGGGUUUCCCCAGCCACUCUGGGCGGCUUCCAACAAAACACUAAAAUACAAUAAUCUAUUAAACAUUAAAAGCUUCCCUAAACAGGGCUGCCUUUAGAUGUCUUCUAAAAGUUUGGUAGUUCUUUUUCUCUUUGACAUCUGAUGGGAGGGUGUUUCACAGGGCUCUUAUAUGCCACUACCAAGAAGGCCCUCUGCCUGGUUCCCUGUAACUUGGCUUCUCUAGCGAGGGAACCGCCAGAAGGCCCUCGGUGCUGGACCUCAGUGUCCGGGCAGAACGAUGGAGGUGGAGACGCUUCUUCAGGUAUACUGGGCCAAGGCCAUUUAGGCUUUAAAGGUCAGCACCAACACUUUGAAUUGUGCUCGGAAACGUACUGGGAGCCAUAUAUAUCGAAGGUGCCAGAUGAACCUCCCUGGGGAGAACAUUCCACAAAUUGGGAGCCACUGGAGAAAAGGCCCAUUCCUGUACUGCCACCCUCCAGACCACUUGUGGAGGAGGCACACGAAGAAGGACCUCAGAUUAUGAAUGCAGAGUCUGAGUCGGUUCAUAUCCUCUCUCUUGACUUUCACUUAUUGAUAAGUAUCGAUUCUCAGAACAAUUCAGCUAAUCAUUCACCACCUCACAACUGAUGGCCAGUAUAGGAUUAAACCUUCUGGAGGCCCCCAGGCAGUCAAAAUCUCAGGGACCCCCUCACAGUGAUGUAGGUUUCUGAGUCAAUAGGGGUUUCUCUUCCAAAUUCUUUCAAGAUCAAGUCAAUAUUAUUUGGAUCCGUUGUCACAAGAACCCUAAAAGGUGUGGGGGCCUAUAGGUCAGUGCCUACUCUGCCUAUUUGUUAAUCUGGCACUGCCUAUGGCUUGCCACCUGCUUCCAUAGUUUCACAUAAAAUUUUGGCUUCCGCUCAUGCUAGGAAGCAAGUUUCCCCAAAGCGUUUUUAAAGACUACUGAACAUAGAGAUAGCUGUGCACAUGGGACCCAAUCCAGCACUUUUCAGUCUCAUUGAUUCUAAUGAAAAUAUUUAAGCACAUGAUUAACUCUUCCAUUCAAACCCAUGCUUUUUAAAAAGUGCUUAACUUUAAAGGCAGAGAAAUAAUUUUGCUUCCCCAUCCAUUACAAGCUUCCUCCUGGAGAUGCGAGAUUGUAGCUCAGUCUCUCUUGCAUGUCAAAAGUCCCAGUUUCGAUGCAUCUCCAGGCCAAAUGAUCUGGUAGUAAGUGAUGGGAAGAUCAUCUGCCUGAGAUACUGGACAACUGCUGCCAGUCAGAGUAGACAAUACUGAACCAAAAAAGACAAAAUAGCUUGGUUAAAGGUACAUUCUAAGAGUAUGUCUGUCCUUUUGAGGACAGAAUUGUUUGUCUGAAGUAAAUAAGCAACUACCCCACAUGUGCCUACUCAACUGCUUCAGUGAACAGAACCAGCACUACAGUGGUACCUUGGUUCUUAAACUUAAUCCAUUCCGGAAGUCCGUUCCAAAACCAAAGCAUUCCAAAACCAAGGUGCACUUUGCCAUAGAAAGUAAUUGAAAAUGGAUCAAUCCGUUCCAGACUUUUAUAAACAACCCCUAAAACAGCAAUUUAAUAUGACUUUUACUAUAUAAUGAGGCCAUUGAGCCAUAAAAUGAAAGCAAUAAUCAAUGUACUGUACUAUAAAAUAAAUAAGACAGUAUUGUAGAUGAUAAAAAUUAAGAUUAUUUUUCCCCCCUCACCUGCACUGAUGAUAGUCAUUGUUUGGAUAGGCGGCUUUUAUCCAUUUCCGCAGUCACACAAUCAAUCAAUCAGUAGCUGAACUGGGUUCCACACAGUCACAAAAACAAAUUAACCGAAAAAGCCUCAAAAACAAAAGCGCAAAAUAAACAGCAAAAACAAAAGCGCAAAAUUUAAUUCAUUCCGGAAGUCUGUUUGACUUCCGAAAUGUUUGAAAACCAAGGUGCAGCUUUUGAUUGGUGCAGGAGCCCCGGAAACAAUAGCUGACAGCUGAAUCAGAUGUCUGGCUUCUGAAAAACUGCGGAAAGAUGUCAAGUCCCACAGGGCCCUAGUAUCUUGCAAGAGAGUGUUCCACCAGGCUGGGGCCAGGGCCUUUUGCCAGGACUGAAAAGGCCCUGGCCCUGGUCGAGGCCAGUCUAACCUCCUUGGGGCCUGGGACCUCCAAGGUGUUAUUAUUUGCGGACCGUAAGGUCCUCCACUGGGGCAUACAAGGAGAGGCGGUCCCGUAUGUAUGUCCUUAGGCUGCAUAGGGCUUUAAAGGUUAAAACCAGCACCUUAAACCUGACCCUGUACUCCACUGGGAGCCAGUGCAGAUGGUGUAGCACUGGAUGAAUGUGAUUCCAUGGCAAGGACCCCGUAAGAAGACAUUCUGCACCCAUUGAAGUUUCUGGGUCAGCUUCACGGGCAGCCCCACGUUGAGCGAAAUACAAUAAUCGAGCCUGGAGGUGACUGUCACAUGGAUCACAGUGGCAAGAUCAGUGUGGGAGAGGUAAAGGACCAGCUGCUUAGCACGACAAAGGUGGAAAAAUGCCACCUUUGCUGUGGCUGCAACCUGCACCUCCAUAGAAAGAGAGGCAUCGAAUGUUAUUCCCAGACUCUUGACAGAAGGCGCUGGCACUAAUUGCACCCCUGCAAGAGAUGGGAGUUGGCCCCCAACCCCAUGUCGCCCCAACCCCAUGUCGCCCCAACCCAACCAGAGGACCUCUGUCUUUGAAGGAUUUAACUUCAACCGGCUCCCACACAGCCAUCUAGCCACAGCUUCCAAACAUCUGGUCAAUGUGUCUGGGGCUGAGUCAGGAUGGCCGUCCAUCAACAGAUAAAGUUGAGUGUCAUCAGAGUACUGAUGACAGCCCAACCCAAAACUCUGAACAAGCUGGGCAAGAGGGUGCAUAAAGAUGUUAAAUUUAAUUUCCCAUCCUCCAGUCCUUAUGCUUUAAGGGAAGUCCUUACAACUCUGGAGAUAAGCAAGCAAGGAAAAGAGAAGUUCCAAAUUACUUUGGUGCUUCUGUUUCCUUUUAUAUAUAUCCAUAAAGCUAGGUGUGUGUUUGGAAAUUCAGGUAAUAUAUUCAUUGCCAGUCUUGCUUCAUUUAGAUAUUACAGAUAAACGGUGCAUUAAACUGAUUUGUGAAAGUAGAAUAAACGUUAUCGUGGAGAUGAGCUCAUGAGGCCUUUGUUCAAAUUUCAUGAUGGUUCAAGGAGGGGAAAUGGGGAGAGGGGGCAAAAGAAAAAAGUGUGGCACCCACCCCUGGUUACCCCCAAGAAAGGACAGGAGAGAAAUUUUCUCUAAUUCAUCCUUUUUGAAAUAAUAACCAACCAAAACUCAUCCAUCCUUCAAAAUCUGCACUACUCCAAAUUUUACAAUACGGUUCUCCAACUGACUACAGUGGUACCUCAGGAUCCAUUCUGGAGCCCCGUUCGCAUCCUGAACAGAACAUAAGAAGUGACUGUGCGUGUCACAUUUUGCCGCUUCAGCGCAUGCGCGUGACAUCAUUUUGAGCGUCUGUGCAUGCACGAGCGGCGAAACCCAGAAGUAACAUGCUCCGUUACUUUCGGGUCUCCAUGGAGCGCAACCCGAAAAUACUUAUCCAGAAGCGUAUUUAUCCCGAGGUAUGACUGUAAUGUGUAAAAUAAAGAAAAGCAUAUACUAUGGUGAAGGGUGCACAGAGAUGUAUAUAUCAGUGAUAAUGACACAGUGUUGUGUUGAGGAACAUUGUUUUGUAAAACGGGAUAGAAAAGAAUGUGUAUAUUAGGAGAAAUCCACACUAAAAUGAUCGAUUUUCAUGAGGACUUUAAAAAAACAACAUUGCAAACUUAUGAAGAACUGACCUUAAGACUGGGAAAAUAAGAAACUGAGAGAAACCAAAACUGACAGAUUUGGUCAUACCUCCUCCCAAGGCAAAAGCAGAGAAAAUAAAACACAGCAUUAGUGCUGGCCACAUGCAAGAAUUUCUAAAUAGUGCAUAUCUCGCAUUUCUAGAUCUAGAUUUCCUUUUUCUGGAUCCCAUUUUUCUACCAAUAAUUAUCAUAUUUACAUUGAAAAAAUAUAUUCAGCAAUAUUUUCUUGACUAGAAAAGAUGUUGGCUAUUCAUAGGCAGAAAGGUCAUGUUUCCACAUUUUGGGAUCCCCCCUCUUUCUUCUGUCCCCAGCAAUGAUGAUGAAUUCUAUGAAACCAAACCAGAAGAGUUUGUGGGUGAUGUAGUGGAGACACAAAAGAAUGAAGACCCGGAAGGUGGUGAAAAGGAGGAGUAUGUUGAUGAUGAAAUGGACUCUGGAUCAGAACAUCCCAAUGGAAAUGAUGAGGAACAGCCUGCCACUGAAGAAUACACAUCCAAGGAAGCUGAUAGUCCACAACACAUGACCCAGAAAGCAUGUAUGUUCCAUAAUCCCACCUGUUCAUCAAUAGACAGACUUGGGGGCCUGCAAGAAGCACUUUGCGUAGUUCCCGUCUCACUUGGUGGUAAAGCUGGGUAGCACAACACCUCCCCUCUCACCAAGUUCAUGAGAGGGGAAGCAUUCCACAGAGCUGUGCCACCAGUUCCUCUCAGCUCGUAGGGACAGGGGAAACUUGUAGUAAAGCUGGGCAGCAGAACGCUGUGCCGCUCUGCCACCACAGAAGCCUCCCUUACAUGGGUUGCUUCUGUGGCAGUGAUGGGGCAGGAUGCUGGCAGGAGUGCUGCUGCUUUCAUUUCUGCCACCUGAGGCAGCUGCUUCACCUCAUCUCAUGGGUGGGCUGGCUUGGGCCCACCCUGUGCCAAAAGAUCCUCAGUCUGCUACAUUCAUAGCAGGGCACAUUUCAGCCAUCCCAGAGUCAGAGGUUUCUACACUACCACCCACAGAUCUCCCUCUAUUCUCCAUCCAUGGCAAGCAAGGGGCAUUAUGACAGUUCAGCAAGGCAAAGGAACUCAGUGUGGAUCAAUGAAGUGUUUGACCAAGGGGAUCUCAAGGGCCUGAUAGAGAGGCUUGGAGGGGCCUGAGUUUCUCCACCUUUGUUUUAGAUGCUCAAGCAAGCCAUUUUCAUUCAACCUCAUUUUCCUCCCGCCCCCAGUCUUCAACAUGCUCUAAACCAGUGGUCCCCAAUUGCCUAAGUACUGUGGACCCCCUGUUUUUCAAAAGCCAAGCCAUGGACCUCUACUUUUGAAAAUGUUGAUAUCUAUGUGUUGGUCUUCCAGGCCACGCUGCUGUGCAAAUCACAUGAUCUGUGUGACAGCACAGCACCCAAAAUUGUGUGUGGGUUGCAUGGACCCCCGGGGUCUAUGGACCACCAAUUGGGAACCACUGCCUUCAACAUUCCAUACAUCAUGUAGGGAAAUUUGUGUUCAAUCCUGGUUGCAUCAUUUCAAAUAAAUAUGUUUCUGCAGGCUUGGAAACUCCUCUCCAGGUAUUCAUUAAUCACUGCAUUGACUGACCACAUCUCUUUGCUCUGCUGAUAGGAAGGACCACCAAGAUGGCUGUUAUACAAAACAGGCGUAAGCUGAAACUAAAUGUUGUAGUGUUUUCCAAAAGAAGUGUGUUCCUGUUCAGAGCUUCUGCAAGCCUGAACCAACAGCCUUCUGAUGACGUUCAAGCUUCUUUGAAGUGGGAGGGGAGUUUCUCCAUCAAGGCACAGCCUCAUAGAGCUCACCUAUCUGUAAAGACUUAUUUCCCUAGUCAUGUUCCUAUGUUUUCUUAGUCCUAGAUUCCAUUUUUGGUGAGCUGCCUCCAAAGUCCUUGAUCAAGAUCAAACUUCUGUUUCCAAAGCCUCCACAUCCUCUACAAAGACCACAAACAAAGCCAUUGUUUUUCACUGAAGUAAGUGAACAAUGAUAUAUGUUCAAGAUUUGUGUGGUGAAUUUGUGGGAUCAGAGAUUUGCAAAGGAUCAAGGUAAAGGGACCCCUGACCAUUAAGUCCAGUUGUGGACAACUCUGAGGUUGCAGCGCUCAUCUUGCUUUACUGGCCGAGGGAGCCGGCGUACAGAUUCCAGGUCAUGUGGCCAGCAUGACUAAGCGGCUUCUGGUGAAACCAGAGCAGCACAUGGAAACACCGUUUACCUUCCCGCCAGAGAAGGUAACCUAUUUAUCUACUUGCACUUUGACGUGCUUUCGAACUGCUAGAUUGGCAGGAGCUGGGACUGAGCAACAGGAGCUCACCCCGUUGCAGGGAUUCAAACCACCAACCUUCUUUUCGGCAAGCCCUAGGCUCUGUGGUUUAACCCACAGUGCUACCCGCAAAAGAUAUAUAAGUACAAUUUUCAAACCCUUGGAGUUGCCCCUGUUUCAGAGUUUUAGCCUCCUUGUAUGAGAUCUGCAGGGGACACAGAUAAAUGAGAAACCAGAAGCAAGGAAGAAAGCUGUUUUAUUUUCAGAUGUGAGAUGAAAUUUUGCAUUGGAUUACGUACUUGUUUUAAACAAGUUUAAAGAAUUAUGUUAUGUAUAUGUUAUAAUUUAUUGCAACAGUGGGGCACCCAGGGCCAAUUUUGGCCUGCUAGGGGUUCCAGUUUUUGCAAACCACAUCUUCUUGUCAAUCAGCUGACACCUGAUCGGUAAUGGCAGCUAACGAGCAGGAAGGUGUGGUUCAAUUCUUUGUUGGCUGACAACAAUAGUUCCAUGUGCUGCAUGCAGCCAAUACAGCAGAUUUAACCCUAACACUCAUGAGCUAAUGAUUGGGCCCAGAGUGGCUUACAAAUCAAUAAAAAUAACAUACAGUGGUACCUUUGGUUACAGACGCUUCAGGUUACAGGCUCUGCUAACCCAGAAAUAGUACCUCGGGUUAAGAACUUUGCUUCAGGAUGAGAACAGAAAUCACACAACGAUGGCACGGUGCGAUUAGCUAAAGUGGUGCCUCCGGUUAAGAACAGUUUCAGGUUAAGAACGGACCUCCAGAACGAAUUAAGUUCUUAACCUGAGGUACCACUGUAGUCACAAAAGGAAAAGGAGAUGGGGAGGGCAGGAGUAGGAAGGUCAGCUGGCUUUUGUUUUCUGUAAGUAAACCUUGGUGUAAGAAUGUAUCGCAGCCUCUUUUCUUCUGUUGUUAAUUUUAAGGUUUCCAUCGCUGUUGAUGAAAGAAGACAGGAUACCACCUUGGAUGCUCUUAUAAAGGAUGAGAAACAAGAAAUUUUGAAAAAUCAUUAUGUCCGCAUUGGGGGCAUGCUGGUUAUGCCUGUAUCUGUAGAUGGUCCACUCUUCACUGAUGAGGAAAAGUGAUUGGGAGUCAAGAGACCACCUAGAAAAGAAAGAACUGCACAACUACAUCUUAGAUAAUAAAGUCAAAAAAG
This is a messenger RNA of Podarcis lilfordi (Lilford's wall lizard), 7654 nucleotides long. NCBI's taxonomy places the organism in Eukaryota, Metazoa, Chordata, Lepidosauria, Squamata, Lacertidae. The record is from the annotation of a GenBank genome assembly.